AUGGAUAACGUACUCCCUCCACGAGAUAUAACCAACUCAAGCGUCAAUGUCAUCAAUGGGAGAGUUGUACUUGUUUAUUCCAAUGGAAGCGUCAAUAACGUUUCAUUCACAUUUGCUGUCAAAAACAAUACUCUGGGGAACCCUAAGUGUGUUUUCUGGAAUUUCAGCCUCUUUGACAAUACCGGGGGAUGGGACAGCAAGGGCUGUGCGUUGGUACGCAACACAAACAAAGCCGUCACCUGCAACUGCAACCACCUGACGUCGUUCUCUAUCCUCAUGUCACCCUACAGUACUGGUAGCCUCGUGCUGGAUUAUAUAACCUACGUUGGAGUUUCCAUAUCCAUGGCUUCCUUGGUCAUAUGCCUGAUAAUUGAAGCUGUCAUAUGGAAGAAAAUAAGGAGAAACAACACAUCUUACUUGCGUCAUGUCUCCAUUGUUAACAUCGCUUUGUCUCUCCUGAUUGCAGACAUUUGGUUUAUUAUUGGGGCGGCUAUUUCAGAUGCUGAAGAGAUAAACCAACCAGCGUGCAAUGCAGCUACAUUUUUUAUCCAUUUUUUCUACCUGGCCCUGUUUUUCUGGAUGUUAGCCUCAGGUCUGCUGUUACUCUACCGCACAGUCAAUGUCUUUGACGGGGGAUUGUCCAAAACAACUCUGUUGGCUUUUGGAUUCACUCUGGGCUACGGGGCUCCUCUCGUCAUCGUGAUCAUAACUGUUGCUGUAACUGCACCCAAACAAGAAUACAUCCAAGGAACUGAAGUUUGCUGGCUCAACUGGUACAAAUCCAAAGCUUUACUGGCCUUUGUGAUCCCUGCGCUGGUCAUAGUGGUGAUAAACCUUAUGAUCCUGUUGGUGGUGAUAUUCAAAAUGUUGAGGAGAAGGUCAGUGGGAGACGCUGUACAAGCAGCUGAAAGGCAUGUUCUGGUUGUCAUUGCCAGGACUUUGGCUUUCCUCACACCAUUCUUUGGAUUAACUUGGGGUCUGGGAGUCGGAACCAUGACCAAUCCAGACAAUGAAGGAAUCCUAAUUGCAUUCGCAUUUUUUAAUUCACUGCAGGGUUUCUUCAUACUUGUGUUUGGAACGCUGCUGGACAAAAAGGUGCGGUCAGAAAUCACAAUAAGGUCACAAAGUUCCAGAACCGGGACCAGGAGCACCAGCGCUGGAAUCUCAAGUACAUUGGGAUUUUUCCGGAACUGGAGAAGAGGAAGAGACGGUUACAAUGUGUCAUCUGCUGCCUCCAGUGGAGCUCACUCUGGCGUCAACAUUUGAUGAUCUUUGCAGACAGCUCGGGUCAGUCAGAAUGACAACCAGCCAAGCAAACCAGCUGUUUCACACAUGUUCACCCAUGUUC
Messenger RNA from Perca flavescens (yellow perch), 1348 nucleotides. RefSeq names its product adhesion G-protein coupled receptor F1. Lineage: Eukaryota; Metazoa; Chordata; Actinopteri; Perciformes; Percidae. Gene Ontology annotation, biological process: adenylate cyclase-activating G protein-coupled receptor signaling pathway; cell surface receptor signaling pathway. Gene Ontology annotation, cellular component: membrane. The record is from RefSeq and is a predicted model, not a curated record. Bases 1 to 1266 code for a protein of 421 amino acids. The transcript has 5 exons. Gene Ontology annotation, molecular function: G protein-coupled receptor activity.